AUGAAGUUGGUUCAUUGCACGACAGGGGAGAUAGAUGAUCACAGCUUCCCUCCAAAAGUCAAAUAUGCCAUUUUAUCUCAUGUCUACUCGACUCCUGGACAUGAUGAAUGGGAUGCAUAUGACUCGGGUGACUUGCAAGAUAUAAGCCGUAAAACGGUCAUCGACAAUGCUUGUCUCCUUGCACGCCGAAAUGGUUUGAAGUACAUUUGGAUCGACUCCUUAUGCAUCAACAAAGAAUCAUUCGAUGAGGUUUCUGAUACUAUCAACUCACUUUGGAGAUAUUUCGAAGGUGCGAGCAUUUGCUUGGUUUACCUAUUCGAUCUGCCCUGCUCCCCAGCGCCUUACGAAUGUGUAGCAACGUGGAAACAGUCUUUGUUUUGGGCUCGGUCCUGGAGCCUUCAAGAAUUACUGUUCCCCACGAGAAGCUACUUCUACGAUUGCAAUUGGCACUUCCGGGGAGACACUUCUUCGCACAAUUUUCAACUCUUCUUAGGACGAGUCACAGACUGGCUACCUAUCGGACGAAUCACAUAUUCCGCUUCAGUUGCACGCAAGAUGUCUUGGGCAGCGGGGAAGAAAGAUACUCGUGGCGAGGAUUCAUCGUACGCUCUUCUCGGUAUCUUUGACGUCACUAUGCCCAUCAUGUAUGGCGAGGGUAAAGAGUUGGCUUUCCGGAACCUUCAAGAGGCGAUUCUCGACAAGACAGGCGACAUGUCGUUAUUUGUCUGG
Messenger RNA from Colletotrichum godetiae, 729 nucleotides. RefSeq lists its product as uncharacterized. The annotation marks the transcript as partial. The transcript has a single exon. Lineage: Eukaryota; Fungi; Ascomycota; Sordariomycetes; Glomerellales; Glomerellaceae. The record is from RefSeq and is a predicted model, not a curated record.